Messenger RNA from Magallana angulata, 1274 nucleotides. Its product is annotated as metalloproteinase inhibitor 4-like. The transcript has 5 exons. Gene Ontology annotation, molecular function: protein binding; metalloendopeptidase inhibitor activity. Lineage: Eukaryota; Metazoa; Mollusca; Bivalvia; Ostreida; Ostreidae. The coding region runs from base 55 to 687 and encodes 210 amino acids. The record is from RefSeq and is a predicted model, not a curated record.
UCUGAUAUUUCGUGACGUUUCCGGUACAAAGGAGAUAUAUCUGUCGGUUUAUACAUGGGGCUAUCGGCAUUCAUCUCUAAGAGACCAGCUGAAGACAUGGGGCAAAGACUGAUUUUUCUAUUUAUUUUUCUUCUAAGCGAGUUCCAAGUCUUAUUAUGCUGCGAUUGCUUUCCAUCCCAUAUUCAAACGGAUUUCUGUGCCUCAAGUUUUGUAAUUAAAGCAAAAGUUCAUCAACAGGAGGAGCUUCUAACCCCCGAUGGAUUUGAUUCAUGGCUGCGUUACAGAGUUAAUAUUUCUAAUGUUUACAAGGGUCAAGAAAUGUUCCUGCUUGGAAACAGAGUACUGAUUAGUACUCCAGGCCCCGCCCAUUCCUGUGGUCCCCAGGAACUGAAACUAGAUCAGGACUAUCUCAUAUCCGGAUACAAAGACGAAACAGCGUUGAGAGCGGCACCCUGUGCCGGAGUCAAGUUCUGGAAGCCUAUUUAUUCCUCGUUACUUCAGAAUAUAGAUUGCGGAUGCAAGGUGUUCACCCCCAGAACUUGGACUAUUCCAAUAGUAAAUCCAGCCCCACCCAAGACAGAUGAAACUUGCAUCGCUCCAACUAGGGGGACGUGUAGCUUUAAAUCAGGAGUUUGUAAAAAAGAUCCCGAUGGCGUCUGUCACUGGAACUUAGUUGAACCAUGCUAGAUAUAGCCACGAACAAGCAACUAUACACGUGGGGUUUCUUUUGAACAUGUGUUUGCGAGUUGUAAAUUUAUGGGAUAAAAUUGGUAAUUGUAAAAAACUUAUUGUCUUAUUUUAUCACGUUGUAUAUAUUGUAAGAUAAGUUAUCCGUAUCAUUAUUUUUUGUCUCUAUUUCAAUGAAAUAUCUAGUGUAUAAAACUCCUUUAUUUCUUGUCUUUUCAUUGUUCUUACAAGCGUAUCAUAACAUGUUUGUUUCAAAGCAUACAAAUGUGCGUAUACAUGAAAUUUUACUAGGUGCAAGGCUUGCAUUGUUUAUUAUUAACAAAAUUUGUUUUGUUCAUUUAUACUAUACCGUUUUAAAACAUUGAUUGAGAAAUAAGGAAUCAAUCUUUGAGUAUUGUGAGGCCAUAAUUUUGGUUAGGGUGUGAUCAAAUCUAAUGAAACCAAAAGGGCUUUAUGACUACUAUAUCUAAAUUAUUUUCAGCAGUGGUUUGGUUAAAAUAAGCUUAAGUACGCAAACCCCGCUUGGGUCUCAACAACACGUCAUUUGAAAUUAUUUGACUGUAUUCGAUUAGUAGUGUUAUCAUAGA